This is a messenger RNA of Hirundo rustica (Barn swallow), 1710 nucleotides long. Its product is annotated as zinc finger protein 773-like. The record is from RefSeq and is a predicted model, not a curated record. Gene Ontology annotation, molecular function: DNA-binding transcription repressor activity, RNA polymerase II-specific. The transcript is spliced from 2 exons. Gene Ontology annotation, biological process: negative regulation of transcription by RNA polymerase II. NCBI's taxonomy places the organism in Eukaryota, Metazoa, Chordata, Aves, Passeriformes, Hirundinidae. The coding region runs from base 301 to 1059 and encodes 252 amino acids.
UUCCCUGGAAGCCUGGAGCAGGCAGAGACCCUGCAGAGGAGGGACCUCCAAUAUCUGCAGGACCCACAGCAUCCAGGAGAAGGGGGACACCCAGAACCCCAUAGUGGAGACACCAGAGAUGGGGGAACCCCAGAGAGGGAUUUUUUUCCUCUGAGUCCUGAUGUUUUGGAGAUUUUCAUGGACACAAGAUACCUGGUGACUUCUAGAGAUGGACUUGGGCAGGAGGAACCCCCAACCCUAGGCACUCACGCCUUGUUUUUCCCUGCAGAACAAGACUUGUCAUUCCCAAGCCUUGGAUGAAUGGAGGAGGAAGAGGCAGUGAGGAAGAUGCUCUGGGAGCCCCAGGCAGGAACUGAGCUGUGGACAGAGACCAGGGAGGAUAAAUCCCCACAGCAGAACCUCGUGGAAGAGGCCGUUUUGAGUGGCUCCAAGGGGCAAGAAUCCAAUGGGGAGGAAAAGCCAAAGGAAUCCCCCUCAGGGAGGGGCUCCAAACCCAGCCCAGGGUGCUCUGAGGAGAAAAGAACCCCCCUCUGCAUCAUCCAGAGACCCAACCUGGUGGUCCAUGAGCAGCUUCACACUGGGGAGAAGCCCUACAGGUGCUGGGAAUGUGGGAAGAGCUUCAGCCACACCUCCCACCUCUUCAUCCACCUGCAAGAACACACGGGGGAACAGCCCUACGAGUGUGGGAAAUAUGGGAAGAGUUUCAGCCUGAGCUGCACCCUGAUCCAGCACCAGGAGAUCCCCACAGGGGAACGGCCCUGCAAGUGCUUCAUGUGUGGGAAGAGCUUCCGCCACAGGUCCAGCCUGAUCUGCCAGCAGAGAGCCCAGAGUGAGGAACGGCCCUGUGAGUGUCCCGAGGGUGGGAAGGGGUUUUGGACCAGCUCAAAUCUCCUCAUGCAUCAGAAAACACACACGGAGGAGAGGCCUUCAGCUGCGCCGACUGCGGGAAGGGCUUCAAGUGUAACUUCACCCUCACCAUCCACCGGCGCACCCACACGGGGGAGAGGCCCUACGAGUGUCCUGAGUGUGGGAAGAGAUUCCCUCAGAGCUCUGCCUUGACUUCACACAAAUGGACCCACCUGUGAGAGAAGUCCUGCAAAUGUCCUGAGUGCAGGAAGAGCUUUGUGUGUGUCUCCAGCUCCAUCCCCAAUGGGAGGAUCUGCAUUGGGUGAUCCCCAGUGACUCCGGUCGGUCAGAGACCUGGUGACCCCUGUUCUGGGUGAUCUGUGUUGAGAAGACACCUGGCUGGUGAUCUCCAUGUCCUCCUGGUCCCCACAGGCACCUGGAUGAAGGCAGGAGUAGGAGCCUCCAUGAGGACUCAGAAUGACAUCAGGAAUUUAUUGGGAAGAGUGGAUUUGUUGACUUUCAACCCUGAAAGUCUCAGCUCUUCUGUCCAAUCCUUUCUUCCUGUAGCAUCAAGCAACACUGGGUGGUCUUGGAGGUCUUUUCCAACCUCAGUGGUUCCAUGAUUUUGCUUCUCUGUGGCCCAUGGGUGUGUUCCACAGCCAAAUGGUGAUGGACUGGGGCAAAGACCAGGAUUUGGGGUGGAAACCCCUCCAACAAACCCCUCUUCUUCCAUGCACUGAACCCAACCCCACACAUUUUCUCAUGAUGCUGAUAAGUGACUCCUUUUAUUUUGAUCUUGAUUUUAUUUGAUGCAUUUUCAUCCGUUACAAACAUCUGAAAUUGUCAUAAAAAUAAAGAAAUUGA